UAGAUCAUAAGGUGAAAAUUGUGAACUUGUGUUGUGAACGUUUCACUUUUGUAUUUUUGAUUAAUUUGAUUAUUAGAUUUUGAUGAUUUGGUGUUUGGAUUGUGCUAAGCCUUUUAUAUAAUUUGAUGAUACUCUGAGCCAAGCUCUGAGAGUAGAACUUUCUUAUAGAAAAACCAUAUAUUCUCGCAUAUAUUAUAUUUCAGAGAUUCAAAAUAACUGCUCAUUUCAUUGGGCAACUGCAAAUCCGGGUAUUUGUUGAAUUCAUAAUAAUAAAAGGUGAAAAAGGAUAGCUGAGAAUAGGCUGGAAACAGGUCCCAACAUACAUUUAUAAUGUCCAGUGACCGCAGAUAUUCUGGUGGAUCUCUUCCUCCUUCAGAUAAUCCACCAAAUUCACGAUUAUUUAUUAUUGCCCCAAAGGCCCUGAAGGAAGAAGAUUUCAGGAAAGCAUUCAGUGAGUUUGGGCAUCUUGAGGAAGUUAGAGCUGUCACAGACAGGGCCACAGGAGAAAAUAAAGGAGUGUAUUAUAUAAAAUUUUCAAAAACUUCUGAGGCUGCAAGAGCAAUGGAAAGCAUGGGAGGCAAAGUACUACUAGGUACUGGAAGAGCUAUGAAAAUCAUGGUGGCUUCUAGCCGUGAUCAGGGCUCAAAAAGAGAGGAGAACGAGGAGGAAAAAUUACAGAGACUAUUUGUUGUAGUGUCGAAAAAUAUGAGCGAUUCAGAAUUAUAUGACAGUUUCAAGGAUUUUGGUGGAAUCGAUUAUGCUCAUAUAAUCAGAGACAGGGUUACAAAAGAAAGCAAAGGAUUCGCCUACGUCAAAUUCUUGAAGUUCUCGGAUGCGGCGAACGCUUUCGAAAACUGCGACAAAAAAUUCCGCCCCGUCUUCGCCGAACCGCGCAAAAGCACCAAGGAAACAACGUCAUCAAAGCCGCCCUUGAUGUCCUCGCCGCCGUCGUACCGCGGCGAGGGCAGUUACGGCCGGGCAAGCGAGGGCGGCCGUGGUAGGGCGGGCGACCGAUACGAGCGGAGGCGGUCUCUGUCGCCGCCCGACAGGUGCCGUGACGAGGGGUACACCACGCUGAGCGUGAUCGCUAACGCGUCGGUCAAUCAGGACCAGAUGUGGAAGUUGUUCGACGUCGUUCCAACGAUGGAGUACUGCACGAUGCGAUACGAGGGCGAGCGUGGCAGCCCGCGCCCCACCCGCGCCAUCGGCGAGGUCGUCUACUCCGAUCCCCGAUGGGCGGCGCACGCCAAGCAGAAGCUGCACGGCUUCGAGUACCCGCCCGGCAACCGGCUGAUCGUGCGGGCGGAGCAACGGGAGGGCGGGGCGUACGGCAAGCGGCCCGCCCUCUCGGUGGAAGGGGGCGGGGCGGACCUGCGGCAGAUCGCCGAUACGAUUGCGCACGCGUCGUCGCUGAUUCAGGCGGCGGGGCUGUCGCCAGAUUUAUUGCAGAAGAAAUUGGGGUUCACGACAGAUACGAAGCAUGAUGAACCAUAUUGCAGUGUUGAGCUACCACCAUCACAGCCUAUGGCUAGUGCUGAUGCUGAUACUGAGGCGAGAUGCUUCAUCGUCUGCCAGGAAAGUGCUCUGUCCAACAGAGUGCUCAAAGAUGUCUUUUGCCGAUUCGGAAAUCUGAUUGACGUGUAUUUGUUGAGCAACAGAAAUUGCGGUUAUGCGUGUUACGCAUCAAAAUUUUCCGCUGAUGAUGCCAUACAGACCUUGAAUGGUGCAGAUGUUAUGGGUAUACGACUGAAGGUGAUCGAAGCUGAAGAGAGGCCUGGAAAAAGAGCCAGGUUGGACGAUAGGUCGAAUUAAUUAGUAGAUUGGACAGAAACUAGACAUAGGACUUAAGGACUAGACGUUGAAGUUUCGUGUACAAAAACAAGCACAUAACAUCGUUCCGAACAACAAUGACAGAGAAAAACACGACCUGUUCAACUAAAAAACAGUUGAAUACCUAACGAACUACAGUACCUACAGUACAGUACAUCCUAUUUAACAACUUUUGACUUUUUUUUUCAUUGUGUAAGUUUGAAUUGACCAUAUUUCACUUUGUCAGGGUCAGACAUUUUGUGCUAUUUGUUAGCAGCAAUUAGUGUCAAAUUGGUCGUCCUUUCUCGAAUAAAUUGUCCUUUGUCAAUGUCAUCAAUUUCAUAAUUAUUUUGAAACACGAAGGGUCCAAGAAGUUGUUCUUGCUCUCAUUAUCAAUACUCAACAUUUCAAAAAUUUUUGAUUUGAUGAAAAUACAAUAAAUCUGACAAUGACGUCGAAAAUAUGGUUAAUUUCUUGUUCAAUUGAUGUUUUCUCCUAUUUACCCAUGAAUAAAUUGAAAUGAUCUUCAGUG
Molecule: messenger RNA, 2341 nt
Organism: Phaedon cochleariae (mustard beetle)
Lineage: Eukaryota; Metazoa; Arthropoda; Insecta; Coleoptera; Chrysomelidae
Source: the annotation of a GenBank genome assembly